Rana temporaria (common frog) is the source of this 2502-nucleotide messenger RNA. RefSeq names its product pleckstrin homology and coiled-coil domain containing D1 (gene PLEKHD1). The transcript has 13 exons. Lineage: Eukaryota; Metazoa; Chordata; Amphibia; Anura; Ranidae. The coding region runs from base 617 to 2113 and encodes 498 amino acids. The record is from RefSeq and is a predicted model, not a curated record.
CCUGGCUGAUAGCUCUCUCCUGGCUGAUAGCUCUUUCCUGGCUGAUAGCUCUUUCCUGGCUGAUAGCUCUUUCCUGGCUGAUAGCUCUUUCCUGGCUGAUAGCUCUUUCCUGGCUGAUAGCUCUUUCCUGGCUGAUAGCUCUUUCCUGGCUGAUAGCUCUUUUUCCUGGCUGAUAGCUCUAUUCUGGCUGAUAGCUCUUUCCUGGCUGAUAGCUCUUUCCCGGCUGAUGGCUCUCUCCAGCCUUCUUGUGUCAUUAGACAAAUGAUCAGAGAUGGCCAUGAACUUUCAUUUACUGAGGCAUGUAUUGACUCAGCAGAGAAGCUAUUGAUUGAAAGUGGAAUGUUCCCAUCACUCUCCUCUAUCCCAGCUCUCGUCCCUUCAGCUCAUUCAAACAUUUGUCUUACAAUGCCACACUGAUCGCCUCUGUUACUAAUCUGCUGAAACCUUUUAUUAUUUUCCCUGUCUCCCUUCUCGUCAAUGUAUUUUCUAACUCUCUCUUCUUGCUUUCUUCACUUUACUCUUCAUUCCUCUCUGCAUCCCCUCCUCCCUCUCUCUGCCAGGCCAUAACAUUCGACUGUCCUCUGGCAGCAUCAGCAAGGACCACGCCUGGAUUAGGAUGUUUAACUCCAAAUCAAGCUCAGUUUCCCCCUCUCCAUCCAUGGAUCACACAGACGCGGACAAUCUGGACAUCAGAACCAAGGUGCAGCUUCUGGGGGUGCUAUGGAAAAGACCCUUUGGGAGGCAGUCUGCUAAAUGGUCCAAAAGGUUCUUUAUUAUAAAGGACAGCUUUUUGCUUUACUAUUCUGAGAGUGAAAGGAGGAACUUUGAAAGCAACAGAUAUUUUAAUAUUCACCCCAAGGGAGUGAUACCACUUGGUGGCUGUCAGGUGGAAGCUAAAGAGGAACCCAGCAUGCCAUAUGCCAUUAAAAUCUCACAUGAAGAUUUUCAUGGAAACAUCCUGCUGGCUGCAGAGACUGAGAUUGAGCAAAGCCAGUGGCUGGAAAUGCUGCAUGAAUCUGGCAAAGUGACCUGGCAGAACGCCCAGCUGGGAGAAGCGAUGAUUGGAAGCCUGGAAGCUCAGGGUCUGCAGCUAGCUAAGGAGAGACAAGAAUAUUUUGAUAAACUGAUGACGGAGACAGAGGAGCUGUGCUCAGAGCGCGAGCAGAAAGAGGAGCUAGAGAAAAUAAAUCAGGUCUUGGAGACUGAAAAGAGCCACUUUGAAGACCUUGUGCAAGAGCUCAGGGUUGAACAAGAAAAAAUAAAGCAUGAGCUGGAGCUGACCGUCCACUGUAUAAAGGGGGUAGGAGAGGAGAAACAAGAGCUAUGCAGCCUCACCCAGCACCUGCAUAGGACAAUAGAGGAGCUGUCUGUGGAAAAGCAGAGGACCCUCGCCAUCAUGGAAGCCAGCCAGGAUCCCCGCCAGUCUUCAGCCAAUUGCAGUGAGCAUCCUAGAAAAGGUCUCCAUAGCAGCCUGCAGCAGAUUGAAAGCAAGAUGCAAGUGUUACUGGAGGAGAAGCUUCAGGCUGAAACCAGGAUGAAGGAAAAUGAAGAGCGGUUUAGAAUUCUGGAAAACGAACGGGCGUUCUACGUGUCUGAGUCUCAGGCCCUGCAGACCUCUCUAGUUGAACUUUCUGCUGAAAAGGAGCAAACAGAGCGAGAGCUUAAGGUGCAGUUAAAGGUGCAGUUAGACCUGGAAAGAAGGCUGCGAGAGGCAGAGGAAGCUCUACGAAGGCUGGAAGCAGGCCUGAAUUCUACUAUCCUAAACCAGGACAAGGGGGAGAAAAUGAGGGCAGAUGUCAGUCAUCUUAAAAAAUUCUUUGAAGACUGUAUCAGAAAUUCAGAGAUUGAAGCAAUGAAGCCUGUGAUUAUGAAAAACUCCGUAUAUGUGCCCCGAGCUGCCACCAGGCGAAUCAAAAGUUGUCGUUUUCACAACCAACGACCCAGUCUCUCUCGAUUGAGGCACUCGCAUUCCUUCUUGAUGUCUCCGGAUGAGAUGAAUGACUUCCAGAGUCUAAAAGAGGCUGCCAGAAAUUUAGGCAGGGAUAAACAUUUCCGAGAAACUAUCUAUCAGAUCAUCACACAGAAAGAACCUUCCCAGGAACAUGAGAAGUAACUGCCGAUUCCCUGACUCGCAGCUAUAGCGUCAUAGAGCUUGGGUUCUCCCUUUAGAUCAUUUUCGGGAUGAACCUGUAAGUGUCACAUACUACUUACACAAUUAUAUAUUAUAUAUGAAGUUUAAAGCGACCACGUCACUAUACAUGAAUACCUGAAAAGAAGGAUACAAGCACUUGUGGGAGUGAGAGAGUGCUCCCCUGCAGCUCUCACUGGUUCUUCCUACUGACCUGCACGUCACGUCAAAGUCUUGUUCUGAUGUGGAAGUCAGCAGGAGGAACCAUUGAGAGCUGCAAUGGUCCCAGCGGAUCAGCACUCUCAUGCCUUGUACACGGUAUUCACGACGAGAGAAAACUGCCAUUUUUUAUAUUGGUCGUGAAAACCGGUCGU